CAAGUGUAUUUAAAAAAUUUUUGGGCGGAAUAACAGUAAUUGGAAGUGCAUGCUACUAUAUAAUUACUGACAUACAGAAGAUAUUUUGAGACAAGAUAGGUCACUGCCAAGCAAAAUGUGACGGUCGCCUUUUUUCGCAUGCAAGUUGAAUUAUAGAUAACACACAUAAAUGAAUGCACUACUAGGAGUGAACCAUUUUACCCAAUCUCUCUUGUCGAUGAGGUACAAUUUCAGAAUUGGUAUUAUUGGUCUCAAAAUGAGAAAAGUAUUACUAAUCUUUCUACUGAUUUGUGCACUGAGUAUUGUUCAGAGCUAUCGUCGACACAAGAGGUCAAUAUUAUCGAGUAGACCUAAAGAAAUUGUAUCAUUGAAUCCUUGGAAUGUAAAAAGCCUCACCUCUAAAAUAACUCCAGUACCCUCAGUUCAGCCAGUAGAUGUAAAUAACUUGGGGCGCGCAAAUGAAACAAACCAUGAUUUAAGUGGUAUAAUAGGCUUAGGUGGAACACCAUAUGGCAACCAAAGUGGUUUAGGUGCAUUAUCAGGUGGAUUAACAAGUGGCCUAGAUGACAUAAAUCCAUUACCUCUGAUAAAAUUUCUCACUGACCAGAUCAGUUUUUUCAAGGACAAGAUAAUGUAUAUUUAUGACGACCAAGAACGCCCAGUCCAACUGAAAUUGGAGAUUCCUGAUUUUAACUUACUAAAUCUUUGGCCAAAUUUGAAUGAAAAAGUUACGUUUUUAUUGUACGACAAUCAAGGAGGAAAUAAUAGUUUCGAUAUCUUGAAAGUGGAUGAUAAUGAUGCAUUAAAAAAAAGUCGAUUUAAUCCAAAAAAGCCUACAGUCUUUAUUACUCAUGGAUUUUUGGCAUCCAGUAAUGGCACAUCUGUAACUAUGGUUCGAGAUGCUUAUCUUAAAACACGGGAUUAUAAUAUAAUCGCUGUUAAUUGGAGUCCAUUGGCAGUUGGGUCAUAUACAGUCGCUAGACUUAUGGUACCUAGAGUUGGAACUCACAUCGGAAAUAUGAUUAAUUUUCUAUAUAAAAACGGAAUGAAUCCCAACACAACAACCUUGAUUGGUCAUUCUCUUGGUGCACACGUUAUGGGACUCGCAGGACAAGCUGCAACUCAAAAAGUAAAUCAUACAAUAGCCUUAGAUCCAGCAUGGCCACUUUUUGUUUUGCUUCCUUAUGAUCAAAGAAUUUCCCAUGAUGAUGCCCAAUAUGUAGAGGUUAUUCACACCAAUGGUGGAUUGUUGGGCCUGCCAGAGACCACUGGUCAUUAUGAUUUUUACCCUAAUGGUGGAUUCUUCCAAAAAGGUUGUGAUGGAGAUUUCUUUACGGGAUGUUCUCACAGUCGAGCCUGGAAAUAUCUGGUCGAACAAAUAGAAGGGGAAGGUUCGGAUUAUUAUGCAGUUGAAUGUGAUUCAUAUACGAAAUUCGAAAAAGGAAUUUGUUCAAAUAACCAAAAUGUAACAAUCAUGGGUGCUCUGGAUAGAAUCUACGCAGCUAAAGGAAGAUAUUACCUUGAUACGAACGACAAGGAACCUUUUGGUUUAGGUCUCAUUUUUCAGGGACUUUCUGAUUAAAUUUUGUAAUUUGAUAAACAUUUGGUGCAAGGUUGAGUAGCAAAGAAAUGAAGAAGAAAUCUUAAUGAUUGAUUCAA
Messenger RNA from Belonocnema kinseyi, 1659 nucleotides. RefSeq names its product phospholipase A1-like. Gene Ontology annotation, biological process: lipid metabolic process. The coding region runs from base 170 to 1582 and encodes 470 amino acids. The record is from RefSeq and is a predicted model, not a curated record. The transcript is spliced from 4 exons. NCBI's taxonomy places the organism in Eukaryota, Metazoa, Arthropoda, Insecta, Hymenoptera, Cynipidae. Gene Ontology annotation, molecular function: lipase activity.